Molecule: messenger RNA, 1557 nt
Organism: Komagataella phaffii GS115
Lineage: Eukaryota; Fungi; Ascomycota; Pichiomycetes; Pichiales; Pichiaceae
Exons: 1
Coding region: 1-1557 (518 amino acids)
Biological process (GO): regulation of DNA-templated transcription
Molecular function (GO): DNA-binding transcription factor activity, RNA polymerase II-specific; RNA polymerase II cis-regulatory region sequence-specific DNA binding
Source: RefSeq, a predicted model, not a curated record
AUGGCAGACCAACGGCUUGAGGAUGAGUUUGAUAUCUCCAGAUACUUAUCUAUUUCUCCUAUCGAGUCAGCUUCAAUCGAAGAAUCAAUCAACGGUUUAAUGAGUAGUUGGAUUCCUCCGGCUAAGGGUGAGAUUAGAGAUUCACUUCCUCCAAACGCUUCUUUUGAAGCUACAGACAGUUUUUCAACCAGUUCAUACCAGGAAAUUAUACCAGCACAGGUGAAAAUAAAACUGGAGUUUGAUAAUGACCAGCAGCCUGUUUUCUAUCAAGAAUCGCAACCAGUUUAUGAUAAGCAUUUAACCGUCAAUGAUCAGGAAACCAGAAGCGCCCAAGACUUCAACCAAUACUUGAAUGCUGAUGCCGUAUCGAGGACCAACUCCAUCUCCAACUUAUCGGAGCUGUCAACUCAUUCCCAUAUUACCCCUCCAACGCUACUUCAUGAUCAAGCCUCAUUGUCUCCUGCUCUCUUAUCUAUGAACAGUGAUGAAAGAAACGAACUCAAUCUGGAAACACUACAGCUAGAUCAAACGUCACAGCCUUACGUGAAUCAGAUAAAAACGGAGGCAGCUUACGAAGAGCUUUCAGAGUUACACCACAGAUUAGAAAGACUCACUGAGACAAAUUUAAUUCAUCAAGACCAGCUUCAACUCGAACAACAAGAGCAACAAAAUCAGACUCCUCAUACUCUCAGUCCUCCUAUACAACUUCAGACUCCCAUAAUCAAAGUCUUGCAAGCCCCAAAUGAUAUAGCAGCAAAUACCCCGUCUCUUUUUUCUCAAUCUAACCAUUCAUCUCCAUAUAACACACCCAAACAUUCCAGGUCAAACUCGUUGAGUUCAAAUGACAGACAACAUGAUAUUCCACAAAUAUCCUCAGUUUUAGACACGUCUUCGUUUUUGGUACCUGGAGAUCAGUUUCAAGCAAUGAGAGAAGGUAGACAGAGGAGGAAAUCCGAGUCCAACUCUAGAAACUCGAAAGAACGUUCUAAAUCUAGGGAACCGCCAAAGUCCAGGUCUAGAUCUAGAGACAGUGCAACAGAUCAUCAUAUGGAAGUUAUGAGCAGAGAAAAGACUCUUGAGUUGGCAGCUUCUCAGCCAAGCUCCAAGACGCCGCAAAAGAACCCUUCCAUCUAUGCUUGCUCGCUCUGCUCCAAGAGAUUCACAAGACCAUAUAAUUUGAAGUCUCACCUUCGCACGCACGCUGAUGAAAGGCCUUUCCAGUGUUCAAUAUGCGGGAAGGCAUUUGCUCGUUCUCACGACAGAAAGCGUCAUGAGGAUCUGCAUAGUGGUGAACGAAAGUAUUGCUGCAAAGGUGUUUUGUCUGACGGAGUAACUACAUGGGGCUGUGAAAAAAGAUUUGCCCGAACAGAUGCGCUGGGUAGACAUUUCAAAACUGAAUGUGGUAAACUGUGUAUCAAGCCGCUGAUGGAUGAACUAAAGAGGGAGGAAGCUUACAGGAGGAAUGAACCAGUAACAGAAAUGAAUGACGAGCUUUACUCCCAAUCUGUCCAAGAUAUAUUUAGCUCUCAGCGGCUUGGUCAGAACAUAGAUGACUGA